Penaeus monodon (black tiger shrimp) is the source of this 2113-nucleotide messenger RNA. RefSeq lists its product as uncharacterized. NCBI's taxonomy places the organism in Eukaryota, Metazoa, Arthropoda, Malacostraca, Decapoda, Penaeidae. The transcript has 2 exons. Bases 1041 to 2027 code for a protein of 328 amino acids. The record is from RefSeq and is a predicted model, not a curated record.
CGGGGGUUUUUGGCGGGGGGACAGUCAAAACCAGGCCGGGAGACGCCCCCCCGGCCCCCUCUUCUCUCCCCCUUUCCUGCUUUCCUACCUUCCUCGCCUCCUUUUUCACGGCCCCCCCAGCCCGCCCGGUUUUCGCCGCCGCCGCCCCGCCACACACCACCGAUCGGCCCUCCACACCGCCACGCCGCUGCUGCUCUUUUCGCCACACGCUGCUAUCACGCCACCCACCCUUUUCCCUGUACUACCAUCGGCACCACAACUUCCCUCCUCACGAGAUCUUCCACCCAAGCGCUCUCCCUUCUCCCCCUCCCCCGUACUCCUCUUCACUCCCUCCCCCUCCCUAUCUCCUCUCUGCUUUUUAUAUCUCUACCACGACCGCGAGGAGCAAGAGCAGCACUCAAGAAGCACCCGCCUCCUACUUCCACCCAAUCACCUGAGGAUCAUCCCACACCAGCAUAUCAAACAGGACAUUGGGAGUUUAAGGCCCAGGAGCAGAACACCGAGGAAACCUUUUAAGAACUUUCCAGCAAGGGAAAUCAGCCCAAAGGUACUUGAAAUUCUGCAUAUGAUGUAUUAAGAUGUGCCCUUUUUCUGAACUGUACAUAGCACCUUAGGAAUACCUUACAUGCACAAACUGCCAAAAAAAAUAUUUUGUGAAAUACUUGAAAAGUUCCUAAGGAAUACCUAGUACCCACCAAGCACCAGAAAAAUCACCUGAAUUCCAAGGAACAUCAUCAUCCAAGGAUAAUGUAGGUUUUCACAAGUAAUCACACAUUAUGUGCCAGAAAAGAUGUAGUUUAGCAAAUCACAAACAUCACAAGAAUAAGUGGAAACAUCCCCCUACUUUUAUUUAAAGGGAUCCCCUACCCUUUUAAAAGUCGUCUGCCCUCCCCUCCUCUAUCAUCUUGUUUCUCUUCCUCAUCCUUUUCUCCUUUAAACCUUCACUGUGCCAACAAGAAAUUGUGGUGUUGAAACUAGCAGAGGGUGGCACCAGCAAACCACAUCGCUUGCUGCCUCUUCAUGACCAUAAAGACUCAGAGAUGCCAACUGCUGCUGCACAAUUAAGUCUCAUGCACAAGGAGGAAAUGUCUGCCAGUACACAAGAUGAGAACAAAUCACAAAAAGCAAAUGUAAACCAGCAAGAAAAUAUGACCACACUCCCAAGUGGGAAAAGGUCAGUGCAACAAGAGAGACAGACAGAGCAUGCAAGAGGCUCAAGUCCAGAUUCUGCAACUGGAGGUUUCCAGUCCACACUGAAACCUACAGAAACUAGCCCAGUGGGAACAACAACAGCUUCUAUGUUAACCACAGAGCUUCCAAACUUGACUCCAGAAAAUAGCACAACACUUCCGUCUUCCACAAACCCCUCUCUGAGUACAGUGACACCUGCACCACCCUCAUUGUGCCACCAGGAGUGCCUGGCUGCCCUCAAUGCAAUCCACCUCCAUCCUCAUACCAGCCUCACACUGAGACAAGGGUCAGAGCUGACACUGCAGUGUGAAGUCCCACUGGCUCCUCCAGUUGUUAUGGAAAGUGUAGUGUGGCUCUACCAGUCGGAUGACAUUGGCAAGGGACAGUGUGCCCUCACUCCAAAGGAUUUCAUUCCACCAUGCCAGGGCUUCCAGACCAUCUCCCACAUUAAUGACAGAAAUGCCACCUUUAUCAAGGAUACUAUUGGUGUGGGCAACCUGCAAGCAAACUACAGUGGCCAAUACAUGUGUCAGGUGCAAAUAACAUGUUGCCCUCAAAGUGAACAGGAGCAUGUGAUGAACCACGAGCUCAGUUCUCGUGUCACUGUGUGGUUGAGAGACUACACAAUAGACCUUGCCAUCACUGGGUCCCUAGCAGUGGGAUUGGUCCUUCUCCUGACUGCUGGCAGCAUCUAUCUAGCUCGGCAGAACCACGGGGACUAUGUGGCUAUCACGGAUAAAACGCUGGACGUAAAGCCGAUGACAGUUCUUCACAUCCCUCUUGUAGAUGACCAAGACAAUGACAGUUUUGACAGUAAUUUUGAUGAGCAAGAAUAAGUCAUUAAUAUGUAUAUUAUAUAUUUAUAGGAAUGUAUAUCUUUUAGCAGUCAUUAUGUAGUGAAAUAAAGUAUUAAAUGAUCUAA